AUGUAUGUUCGUUUAAUAUUACUUUUUACUUAUAUUAUUACUAUCAAUACACAAACAGGAAGUUUUCCUGAUUGUAAAUCAGGUCCACUUUCAACAUUUCCUAUAUGUGAUCAAUCUCUUCCAUCUCGUGUACGAGCUGCUGAUGUCGUUAGUCGUAUGACAACAGCUGAAAAAAUUACACAAUUAGUAACAACUGCUGCUGCUAUACCACGUUUAGGUUUACCAAAAUUUGAAUGGUGGUCUGAAGCUUUACAUGGUGUAGCUUAUUCACCUGGUGUUGCAUUUGGUGGUGAUUUACCAGCAGCUAGUAGUUUUCCAAUGCCUAUCAAUCUUGGUGCAACAUUUAAUUUAAGUCUUGUUCAUCGUAUUGCUAGUAUUAUAUCAAAUGAAGCACGUGCAUUUAAUAAUGAAGGUCGUGCUGGUUUAGUAUUUUUUACACCAAAUAUAAAUAUAUUUCGUGAUCCACGUUGGGGUCGUGGUCAAGAAACACCAGGUGAAGAUCCAUUUUUAACAUCACAAUAUGUUUAUACAUUAAUUAAUGGUUUACAACGUGGUGAUGAUGAACGAUAUUUAAAAAUAGCUGCAGAUUGUAAACAUUAUGCUGCUUAUGAUUUAGAAGAUUGGAAUGGUACAGAUCGUUAUCAUUUUGAUGCUCGUGUUAGUGAUCAAGAUCUUAUUGAAACAUAUAUGCCACCAUUUGAAACUUGUAUACGUGAUGCAAAAGUAGCAAGUAUUAUGUGUAGUUAUAAUGCUGUUAAUGGUGUUCCAUCAUGUGCUAAUAAAUUCAUAUUGGAAACUAUUGCACGUGAAUCAUAUCAUCUUGAUGGUUUUGUUGUUAGUGAUUGUGGAGCUGUUUCAACAAUUAUGAAUGCACAUCAUUAUACAUCAACAGUAGAAGAUACAGUUGCUGUGGCAUUACAUGCUGGUACAGAUCUUAAUUGCGGUGAUUUUUAUUCAAAAAAUACUCAAACAGCAUUAGAUAAAAAGACAAUUGUUGAAGCUGAUAUUGAUCAAGCACUUCAACGAACAUUUAAUGUUCUUGUUCGUCUUGGUUAUUUUGAUCCACCUGAACAACAACCAUAUAGAAAAUUAUCUAAAACUGAUGUUGAUACAGAAGAAGCUAGACAAUUAUCAUUAGAAGCUGCACAACAAAGUAUUGUUCUAUUGAAAAAUACAAACAAAGCAUUACCAUUCGAUAUAAAUGGUUUACAAAAUAAAAAAAUUGCAUUAAUUGGACCAACAGCUAAUGCAACUGGAUUAAUGCAAGGAAAUUAUUUUGGAAACGCACCAUUUUUAAUUAGUCCUCUUUUAGGAUUUGAAUUAAUAACACAAAGUCAUUCAAUCAAUAUUUCAUAUGCUAUGGGUUGUAAAAUUACAGAUAAUGAUGAAAGUGGUUUUGCAGCAGCUAUUGAAUUAGCUAAAUCAUCUGAUAUUGUUAUAUUCUUGGGUGGUAUUGAUCAAUCUGUAGAAUCUGAAGGUCAUGAUCGAACAUCUAUUGCAUUACCUGAUGUUCAACUUAGAUUGAUUGAACAACUCGAAAAAGUUGUUCGUACACCACUUCAUGUUGUUAUUAUGUCGGGAAGUAGUCUUGAUUUAUCGUAUGUAAGUGAUUCAAAUGAAUGUGCAAGUCUUAUUUGGAUGGGUUAUGCUGGUCAAUCAGGUGGUCUUGCUUUAGCUAAUGUUAUGUUUGGUGUAUAUAAUCCUGGUGGACGUUUACCAAUUACAAUUUAUCCUGAAUCAUAUGUUAAUGCUGUUAGUAUGUUUGAUAUGCAAAUGCGACCAUCAUCAACAAAUCCUGGCCGAACAUAUAAAUUUUAUACAGGAAAAGCAAUUUUUGAAUUUGGUGAUGGUCUUUCUUAUACAACAUUUGAUUAUUCAUGGUCUAAUGAUUCUUUAGUAUCAAAAUUUUCAAUUCAAUCAUUAAUGAAAAAUAAUUAUAAUGAAAAGAAUGUAGUAGGUCAUCCCUAUCGUGUUAAUAUAACAAAUACAGGUAUGGUAGCAGGUGAUGAUGUAGUUCUUGCAUAUGUUAUACCACCACAAAAAACUUUCAAUGAUCAAACACCACCAUUAAAAAAAUUAUUUGGAUUUGAACGUGUACAUUUAAAUGUUCAUGAAUCAACUGAAGUAUUUUUUCCAUUCAAUAUGCAAUCAUUAUUAACUGUGGCUCAUGAUGGAUCGAAAUGGUUAGAACCAGGUUUCUAUAAAAUUCUUAUUGGUAAACAACAUAUACAUACAAUACAUUUACAAGGAAAACCAACUCGAUGGUCUUAA
This is a messenger RNA of Adineta steineri, 2271 nucleotides long. NCBI's taxonomy places the organism in Eukaryota, Metazoa, Rotifera, Eurotatoria, Adinetida, Adinetidae. The record is from the annotation of a GenBank genome assembly.